This is a messenger RNA of Punctularia strigosozonata HHB-11173 SS5, 636 nucleotides long. RefSeq lists its product as uncharacterized. Bases 1 to 636 code for a protein of 211 amino acids. Gene Ontology annotation, cellular component: MIS12/MIND type complex. The transcript is spliced from 5 exons. The record is from RefSeq and is a predicted model, not a curated record. Gene Ontology annotation, biological process: chromosome segregation. NCBI's taxonomy places the organism in Eukaryota, Fungi, Basidiomycota, Agaricomycetes, Corticiales, Punctulariaceae.
AUGGCAGCAUCUAACGACAGCCAAGGCAGCCAGCGAUGGGCCUACUUUCAGGACGCAUUGGAGCUCGCCAUACAGCGCGUUUCGCAUAAGUGGACUUACGAAGACUUCCAAGCAUGUUUUCCCCUAUUGUGCGAGGAGCAGCCGGUACGCGCGAGGGAAGUUUACAACGACGUCUCCAAGUAUAUGGAAACCAUCGUUUCCAGGAACUCGAAAGACGUCCUGGCCAAGUACAACUUGAAGGAUAACUUGGACGAGCUACAUGCCAUCAUUACCGAAGCGCGCGCACGUCGCAAGGCACGAGAAGCAGGCACACUGACGGAUGACGAUGAGAAAGAUGUGUGGCGGCCAGAUCUUCCACCGAGAACCGCGACCGUAGCCAGGGUGGUGCCAUUAUUAGAAAGGGAGAAGGAGCGAAUGUUAAAGGAGCUUGCGGAGAUGGAAGAAGGCAACCUUGCGCUACAAGCCGAGCUACAGGCCAACGUAACAGAAUUGGAGAAGACGGACGACGACGUCAAUGAGCUCCUUGCUGCAUACGAUGAGGCAUGCGCACGAUGGAAGGCCGUACCCGCAGAUGAUAUCGCAUCCGCGACGGAAGACAUGGUGCUGGAUCUCUCUCGGGCAGACGUCAUCCACUGA